AAGAGAUGUGAGCGCUAUGUGAGUUCAUUUUAGUGACUGACAUCCAGAGAACAAUAUGCUUGGUUCCCCAGCGUGCUUCGUCUUCAUCUUUCUCCUCUGCCAGCUCACAGGGUCAGCAGCCUCUGGAACCCUUAAGGAGCUGGUUGGUGCCCUUGGUGGGACUGUGACUUUCCCUCUGAAGCACUCAGUAAAUCAGAUUGACAGCAUUAUCUGGAUAUUCAACACAACCACUCUCGUCACCAUACAGCCGAAUACGACAGGCAGACAAGCCAAUGUCAUAGUGACCCAAAAUCGUAAUAGGGAAAGGGUGGACUUCCUGCAUGGAAACUACUCCCUGACGCUCAGCAAACUGAAGAAGAAUGACUCAGGUGCCUACCGUGUGGAGAUACACAGCUCAUCCCUCCAGGAUCCCUUCAUCCAGGAGUAUGGGCUGCAUGUCUACGAGCACCUAUCAAAGCCCAAGGUCACCAUGGGUCUGCAGAACAUUAAGAAUGGCACCUGUGUGACCAAUCUGACGUGUUCUGUGGAAGAGGGAGGAGAGGAUGUGACUUACAGCUGGAAGUCCCUGGGGCAGGCAACCAAUGAGUCUCAUUAUGGUUCCAUCCUCCCCAUAUCCUGGAGGCUGGGGAAAAAGGACAUGACCUUCAUCUGUGAGGCCAGGAACCCCAUCAGCAGCAACUCUUCAAACCCUGUCUCUGCCCAAAAGCUCUGUGAAGGUGCUCUUAGAGACCCACUUGCCUCCAUUUUCCUGAAGCUCCUGGUGGUGGUCUUCCUGCUCAGUGCCGUUGCACUUGUGCCAGUUAUUUUGAUAAUGCGGAGAGAAAGAGGAAAAGUUUCAGAGUUCGUUGAAGAGAAGAAUAGAAUGGACACUCAUCAAGAAACUUUUAACCACAACCCCCCUUCUGGAGAGACCUCAGAGUAUGCCACAACUUCUCACCGUAAUAAAACUACUCCGGAGGAAAAUCCAGCGAAUACGCUUUAUUUCACUGUGCAAAUACCCCCAAAGAUGGAGAAACAUCACUCUCUGCCCAGGUCACCAGACUCACCAAACCUAUCUACCUAUGAGAAUGCCACCUAAACAGCAGUGUACUCCCUCCUGUCUUGCCCCAAAGAAAACAGUCAAAAGAAUUUACUGACUUGACCAGAAAUACCAAGGAAGAAUGAAGAACACUGACUUCCUUCCAGAAUGAACUAUCCCGUAUGCUCUUUCA
Molecule: messenger RNA, 1211 nt
Organism: Ceratotherium simum simum (southern white rhinoceros)
Lineage: Eukaryota; Metazoa; Chordata; Mammalia; Perissodactyla; Rhinocerotidae
Gene: SLAMF7
Product: SLAM family member 7
Biological process (GO): T cell activation
Cellular component (GO): external side of plasma membrane; membrane
Source: RefSeq, a predicted model, not a curated record